AAAUAACUCUAUAAAUCUCACUAUGCACUAACCUCUUGUGCUAUGCCUUGUCAAUCCUUUGCCCAAUAACUUCCAAAGUUUCUAACUUUUGUUAGGAUUUAAUUUCACUAACCUACAAUCUAAGCUAAUACAUUUUACUAUAGCUACAAGUUUUUUCACCAUCUUUCAUCAUUAUAGUGUUUUUUUUUUUUUCCCAUGCAUCCUUGGAUUCUGUCGCUCGGCGUGUCUUCAUCAAGCAAUAAUAUCUUCGCGACACGCUUAAAUGUCACAUUUCCUUCAGCUCGAAUGCAUGCAUUAGUAGACAGAACUUGUAAGGUCCAAUGUGAAUGUCUUGGAAAACCUUUCAGAGAUGCCUUGAAAAAAUUAAACAAGAUAAGUCCAGCCACACAGCAAACAAAUGACGUUUGGAAUCAUUAAUCAAUUAACUACCAACCUCAUUGGUUUACCCUCCAGAGACAUCAUCACAUGGGAUUCCCCCAUCAAAGAAGGGGACAGCCCCAGCCUUCACGACCCUCCCUGUAUAAGAGGCCAAACCACCGGCUGCUUUCAAGGCUCACAGAGAAAGUAGAGAAAACGAGAGAGAGAGAGAGAGAGAAAUCCACUGUCACAUCUCUGCACCCUCCCAGCCCUUAUGAGCUGUAGCUGCCAUAGCUCUCCUUUGCUUAAAAGGAAGCCAAGAGCAGCACUCCAAAGUGUGACACCAAGAAAGGCCUAGAGAUCCCUCAGCCGCAAGCUCGCUCGCUCUCUUUCUUUCUCCGUCCACCCAUUCCCCUGCGUCUAAAGAGACCUCUAGCUUUGGCUCUGAAAUGGGGUUCCCCAUGGGCUACUCCGAGCUCCCAAAGCUCCUCCUCCACCUUCUCUUCCUCCUAGGCCACCUGAGGCGCUUCAUCUCCUGGGCCUUCAACUCCCUCGGCCUCGGCAGCCUCGACUCCGAUGCCCAAUGGCUAGACACCACCACCCACCACCAGCAGCAGCAGCAGCAGCAGCAACCCCACCAAUUAGAAUCCAAUUCGGUGUCGGCCGAGCUGAUCCGAGAGAUCCUGCCGGUGCUCCGGUUCGACGACCUGGUCCUGGAGGAAGGCGGCGGGCGCCAGAUGCCGGAGAGCUGCGCGGUGUGCCUCCACGAGUUCGAGGGGGAUGCGGAGGUGCGGCGGCUGAGCAAUUGCCGCCAUGUGUUCCACCGGUGCUGCCUCGACCGGUGGGUGGAGCACGACCAGCGCACCUGCCCCCUCUGCCGAGCUCCCGUCGUCCCUGAGGAGUUUCUGGACGAAUUCCCCAAUGUCUGGGCCGACGGCUCCUCCGAUGAGUAUUACUACUCCUUUUCCUCACCGUCGGCAUCUAUACUUCUUCCCCUUCAGUAUUAUUCCUCAUAGAAGUACUGGUAGAAAUGAAAGAAGGGAAGGAAUGAAUGAAGGAAUGGACUGGUAGUGUAUAUAGGAGAAGAAAGUAGUGAAAUCCAAAGGAGAUGGCAGUUGGAGUGGAGAGGGAGAGACUGGCUGCUUUCCUUUUCCCUUCUUUUGUUCUUUGUACAGUGUUGGUUGGUGAUGACUUCUGUGGAGGGAAUUUUGAUCGAUGGUGCUUGGUUUCUCAUCUGCAAGGACCGAUGGGAAUGAGUUGGUUUGUAGGAGAAAUGGAAGUGGAUUGGAUUGGAUUUGGAUUUGGAUUUGGGGAAAGAUUUGCAUUUAAGGUCUGUUCAGAGUAUUCCGAAAUCCUUGGAGAGGAGAGGAUGGACUGGUUUGAUUGGGUGCGGCUCGAAGGGUCUGCUCUCAACUUGCAAACUAUACUUCCAUGGUCAGACACAGCAAGGCUGAAGACACAGGAAGAAGAGAAGAAUCAAGAAAUGGCUUUCUUUUUCUUUUUAUGUUUUUUGUAAUCUUGCUCUCCUUUCUCUCUUUUCUUUUUUCUUUUUUUUCUCUCUCUUCACCCCUCUCUCUCUCUCUCUCUCUCGUUAUUAAAAACCUUCCAUCGACUGCUUGUUGGAUUCUGACUUGUUUAAUGAAAUUGAGAAUGGUUUGUUUAA
Messenger RNA from Phoenix dactylifera (date palm), 2020 nucleotides. NCBI's taxonomy places the organism in Eukaryota, Viridiplantae, Streptophyta, Magnoliopsida, Arecales, Arecaceae. The record is from RefSeq and is a predicted model, not a curated record.